Messenger RNA from Coccidioides immitis RS, 1335 nucleotides. Its product is annotated as metallo-beta-lactamase. NCBI's taxonomy places the organism in Eukaryota, Fungi, Ascomycota, Eurotiomycetes, Onygenales, Onygenaceae. The record is from RefSeq and is a predicted model, not a curated record. Gene Ontology annotation, biological process: secondary metabolite biosynthetic process. The coding region runs from base 319 to 1200 and encodes 293 amino acids. The transcript is spliced from 4 exons.
GGGAGACGCUCCCAGCAGGGACUGGCGCAAGGCGCAGGGACAAGUGUAUGUAUAACAGCGUGCGAGGUAUCUAAAUUAGUUAUAACUCUUGGUCGAAGAGCCUUUCGUUCUCUACAUUUUUAUUUAGCCACUCCCUCCUCACGUCUGUUUUUCAAUUAAGCCGACUGAUUUUCCACGGUUUAACCAAGCUCCUGGUCAUCGCGCAUCGUUUCUCUCCCAAGCCAUAUACAGAUAAAUGCUGUAAGGACAUUUAAGGCUCCGCGAGUAGCUCUUUAUCGGUGCACCGGGGAGCAUUAGAAGUCAUCCGGGGAAGAAGACAUGGCAGUACAGUUGAUAUCGAUACCAGAGGUGGAGAGAUUGAGUGCGUCGGUGAUCAGAAUUUUGGCCGGAAAUCCCGGCAAGUUCACGUUGCAAGGUACAAAUACAUAUCUCGUCGGUCGUGGACCCCAGCGGCUGCUUAUCGACACGGGCGAAGGCAAACCCAGUUGGAUCGCAGCGUUAAAAUCGGUGCUCGCGGCGGAGAGAGCCACCGUGAGUCAAGCAUUGCUUACUCACUGGCAUCACGAUCAUAUCGGUGGCGUGGCAGAUUUGUCGAGAUUAUGUCCUAAAGUGAAGAUAUAUAAACAUCAGCCAGACGGCGGCCAGGAGGAUAUACAUGAUGGGCAAGUUUUCAAGGUCGAGGGGGCAACGUUGACGGCCUUUUAUACGCCGGGGCAUGCCAGUGAUCAUAUGGCAUUUGUGCUAGAGGAGGAAAAUGCCAUGUUUACGGCCGACAAUGUAUUAGGACACGGCACAGCGGUGUUUGAGAACCUCGGGGUCUAUCUGACUAGUCUUGAGAAGAUGAGCGCUCGGGGGACGAAAACAGGAUACCCGGGUCACGGUCCGAUCAUUGAAGAUUGCAAAACGAAAAUAGCCGAAUAUAUCAAGCACCGACAACAAAGAGAAAACGAAAUCUUGCGUGUUUUGGAAUACGGGAGUUUAGAAGCCUCUCCUAUGACGGAGUCAUCGGAGCGCAAACCCAGCUCCUGGACUCCGAUGGAGCUUGUCAAGGUUAUCUACCAAAAUGUGCCGGAGAAUCUGCAUCUGCCGGCCGCUUACGGAGUGAGCCAAGUGCUCCUCAAGCUGGAAGACGAUGGAAGAGUAAUCCAUGACCGGAAAUCCGAUAAAUGGACGUUGAUCUCUGUGAGAUCGACGCUAUGAGCAUGUAAACUGAUUGGAUUAUUGAAUGGGUGCUGUGUGUAUGUCUGUAUACCCUCCUAGACGCGGCACUGUUGUACAGAGUAUCUACAUACGUCACUUUAUAAUGUGGACAAUCCCAAGGAACUUUUUGAUGAG